This is a messenger RNA of Pistacia vera, 1058 nucleotides long. Its product is annotated as protein phosphatase methylesterase 1. The record is from RefSeq and is a predicted model, not a curated record. The transcript is spliced from 10 exons. Gene Ontology annotation, biological process: protein demethylation. Gene Ontology annotation, molecular function: protein methylesterase activity. The coding region runs from base 60 to 788 and encodes 242 amino acids. Lineage: Eukaryota; Viridiplantae; Streptophyta; Magnoliopsida; Sapindales; Anacardiaceae.
GCAGACUUUCAUUUACUUUAUCAGCUGGUAAAAUUAAGGAGAAAGCUCGGGUAGUUGCUAUGGACCUGAGAGGACAUGGAAAAUCGUCCUCGGAAAACGAUCUUGACCUCUCUGUUGAGACUAUGUGCAAUGACGUUUUAGCUGUUAUAAAGGAAAUGUAUGGAGAAUCCCCUCCUGCUAUUGUGCUUGUCGGCCACAGCAUGGGAGGUUCAGUUGCUGUGCAUGUUGCUGCAAAGAAAACAUUGCGUACCUUGGCUGGGUUGGUUGUUGUGGAUGUUGUAGAGGGAACAGCUAUGGCUUCAUUGAUCCAUAUGCAGAAAAUCCUAUCAAGCAGAGUGCAGCACUUUUCAAGCAUCGAAAAAGCGAUUGAAUGGAGUGUCAAAGGAGGUGCUUUGAGAAAUAUUGACUCUGCCCGUGUUUCUAUCCCUUCCACAUUAAAGUAUGAUGAUUCAAAGAAGUGUUAUGUCCAUCGAGCACGUUUGGUAGAAACUGAACAAUAUUGGAGAGGAUGGUAUGAAGGGCUUUCGGAUAUAUUUUUGUCAUGUCCAGUCCCAAAGGUCUUGCUGCUAGCAGGAACAGACAGACUGGACAGAUCUCUCACAAUUGGGCAAAUGCAAGGAAAAUUUCAGAUGGUAGUUGUGAGACAUACUGGGCAUGCUAUACAGGAAGACUCUCCUGAGGAAUUUGCAACUCUGAUACUCAAUUUUAUAUCUCGUAACCGAAUUGGCCCCCAAGGAGUUGAGAUACCCGGACUCCGUCGGCCAUUGCAGUCACAUUCGCAACAAUGAGAACCCCCUGCAUACUGAUCUGACAAUCCUCUCUCUCUCUCUAUCUCUUUACUAUUUCAGUAAGAACAUAUCGUCUCUUAUUUGUGUGUGUGCGUGUUUUUUUCCCUUUAUUUUUGGUGAUACUGGUGUGGUAUUAUGUAUGAUCAUAAAGAGUUUGUGCUAUGUGCAAAGCUUUAGUAAAUAUGGUUAGUGGUAUUCCUUUUGGUAUGAUUUUGUCUUUUGUUUUCUUAAUUUAAGAGGUUUUGGGGCUGUUUGUUUAUGAAUUGUUUU